GAAACCAUUACCGGAGAAGCCAUGGCCAACUCGGCCAUUGCCAAUUGCGGAUGGAGUUUUGUCGUCCUCAUGUCGCGUCAAGGCAAAAUUCGAUUGAGUGAAUUCUUUCAAAGCUACACGGAAAGUGAAAAGAGACGCAUUCUCCGUGACAUUGGCGCUGAUAUUUUGCCAAGAGCUCCCAAAAUGUGCAAUAUCGUCGAAAAGGGAACCUACAAAUUCGUCUACAGACGAUAUGCCAGUCUCUACUUUGUCGUGGGUGUUCCGCUCGGAUUGAAUGAAUUGAUUGUACUCGAACAAAUUCAUCUUUUCGUCGAAGCACUCGAUGGAUACUUUAAUUCGGUCUGCGAAUUGGAUUUGGUCUUUUCCCUGCACAAAUCCCUCCUCAUUCUCUUUGAAAUGUUUAUUGGGGGCAUGCUUUGUGAAUCCAGUAAACGAGAAGUACUCAAAUCCAUUGUCGAAGCAGAAGAAUUAGUCGAAGAAAUGACAAAACCAGGUGAAGAUACCGCCAGUCAGCUCGAUGAUGGAUUGAGUUUCCAGGAACAAUUCCAAUUGGGAAGGACUCCGGGACGACGAACGGGACCCGCGGCCGGUCCGGGUGGACGUCGUUAA
Molecule: messenger RNA, 609 nt
Organism: Seminavis robusta
Lineage: Eukaryota; Bacillariophyta; Bacillariophyceae; Naviculales; Naviculaceae
Source: the annotation of a GenBank genome assembly